Molecule: messenger RNA, 1946 nt
Organism: Linepithema humile (Argentine ant)
Lineage: Eukaryota; Metazoa; Arthropoda; Insecta; Hymenoptera; Formicidae
Gene: Rab7
Product: RAS oncogene family member Rab7
Biological process (GO): endosome to lysosome transport; phagosome-lysosome fusion
Cellular component (GO): lysosome; phagocytic vesicle; late endosome
Molecular function (GO): GTP binding; GTPase activity
Source: RefSeq, a predicted model, not a curated record
CACGUACGUGCGUACGAUGCAUUUUGCGUAGCAAUCGUUGCGUGAUCAACGUGCUGAAUCGAAUCGAAUAGUUGGCUCGCGUGUGACAGGUUUCGGAGCAUCGCGCAGUUGAACGGAUUCUGCUUGCGGUGCUACGUAUCUCGCUCGCGUUGUCCCGCCUUCUCGUGGUUAUUCGCGUUACAUUGUGAUAAUAUCAAGGCGGACAUCGCGGAAUUUCCAGAAGUGUGGUUUAACGGUGACCGCCAAAAAGUCACGCUCAAACAGCCUUCAAAAGAAAGUCAUUCCUUCGCUUUUUUUUUCACGAUAAAAAAUGGCAUCCCGCAAGAAAGUACUGCUGAAGGUUAUAAUCCUUGGAGAUUCUGGAGUCGGUAAAACAUCUUUGAUGAAUCAGUAUGUCAACAAGAAGUUUAGUAAUCAAUAUAAAGCAACGAUAGGAGCAGAUUUCUUGACCAAGGAAGUGAUGGUAGAGGACAGAAUAGUUACUAUGCAGAUCUGGGAUACCGCUGGACAAGAAAGGUUUCAGUCCUUAGGAGUGGCUUUUUACAGAGGUGCAGACUGUUGCGUGCUCGUAUUUGAUGUAUCCGCUCCGACUAGCUUCAAAUCUUUAGAUUCAUGGAGAGAUGAAUUUCUAAUUCAAGCUUCGCCUCGAGAUCCAGACAACUUUCCGUUUGUCGUGCUCGGAAAUAAAGUAGAUCUCGAGUCAAGAGCAGUGUCGAGCAAGAGAGCACAACAGUGGUGUCAAUCAAAGAAUAAUAUUCCAUACUUCGAAACUAGUGCAAAAGAGGCUAUCAAUGUCGAGCAAGCUUUCCAAACGAUAGCUAAGAAUGCUUUAGCUCAAGAAAGUGAAGUCGAACUUUACAAUGAAUUCCCGGAUCAAAUCAAAUUGACCAACGACCAAAGAAGCAACGGCAGAGGUGAUUCAUGCGCUUGCUAGGUCUUGGCACGGUGGUAAUAUCUGGGAUGACUAAUAAAUAUGCACAGGUCAGAUUGUACAUUCACGUCAUCCGCGCGUAAAGGACGUGGGGAAUAUAUUGCGAUGAGCUUUAUGUGUGCGGGAAGUCACGAGUACUUUUUCUUUACUCUCAACGUAUUAUUGUACACAUGCAAAAAAAUCCUUCUCUGUCCAUAUAAAAAAAUGUCUUUAAUAUUCUCGAAAUAAUUUUGUUGAAAAUCGUCGUUAGUGCACAGCAAAAAAGUUAACACGUUUAAUUCAUACGUAAACAAAUGUGUACAAACUCAUAUCGACAUGCGUGUAUACAUAUAAUUGUUUUUGUAAACCGUAUGUGGGAGGGGAGGGGGGGAGGGAACUGACUUCCUGUCCUGAGAUAUCGCAAUUUUGAAUUAUGUACUCCCGCUGGACUUGACUUGUCAUAUAUAGGUCCUCUAUCUCUAUGUUAUUUCUUAAGUCAAGGAUUCGCAUUCUCGUUUUUAAGUAUUAUAAUGCUCUCUUAUCGGGUAUGGCAAAACAUAUAAACUGUCUUUUUUUUUUUCCUUUUUAUCACGGUCUUGAUUUACUGUUGAUCUAUUUUUAUCGAAACAAUAUACAACAAGGUUUUCAGACGAUAUACAGGAGUCGUUGUUGCACCAGAGAGGAUAAUAUAUGGGUCGGGAACACAGUUAGCGGUACUGUUAGCGAAUUAUAAAUAAAACAAUUUGCUCAUAAUUUGUUAAGUACAAUUGCAUUUACAGAGGAGCCCUAGUACAUAGCUUAUUAUUCUUAGAACUGAAUAUUUGCUGUCAAAGAUGAUUCGUAUGAAAUAGAAGAAAAAAAAAUUAAGAUAAAGUUACAAUAAAGUUAUUAAGAUACUUUGUAGUGUGUCUGGUGUAAGCCAUUUUAACAAGUUUGAAAUGCAGGCGGAUGCAUGGUGUGAGCCUCCUAAAACCAUUCUUUUUUAUUCAAAGUCCACAAUUGUUAUAUUGAAAAUAUAAAAUUAUAUUACAGAAAU